GAAAUGAUAGGACAAAAAUUACACAAUAUGACAAAUGAUUGUAGCGAAGAGAGUAAAUUGACAGCUAGCUCGAUUUUUCCAGGUCACGUGAAAUGAGGGAAAUUUUGCGCCAUACGUUAGUAUCGUGGUUUGGGACCGACUGGGAAAUUUUCUGGGCAAUUCAGUCAGGUUGUGCAUUGGUGGGCAAUAGGCUGUGUAAGAAUUUCUUUUAAAGUCAAACCCCAUGGCUCCCCUUGAACAAUUUCUUUUCCGGCAGUUUUUGCUGUGCAGGAAUUUUGUUUUGGAAAUUGCCCAAAUCCCAACACUGACUCUUCCCUAAAAAAUAACUAUGGUCCGCCAAUUCGGGACCGAGCAGUCGCAAAAGUGGGAAUACAAAAAAAGUUCGAAAAACAGACAGAAAUAGUAUCGCACAGAAAUAAAAUCACUCAAGCGAGUAACUCGGGGAAAAAAUAUCACUGCACUGAAGGACAGAUAAGGUAUUUUUACUACCAAGAGACCCAAAAAAUCAAGCCAAAAAAACUCUUCACCCUGAGAGCCAUCGCCCGUCCCCCUCCCCGCUCCAAAAACCUUUUUCCUUCCCAGUUCCCACAUCACAUCAUCGCUACAUCGGCAGCACCAGAACGAGGCCGCGGAAAAAACCAUUAUGGCGGCCAAAGUGGGCGAAGGGUAGUGUUUAUGCUCUUGUUUUCACAUUGCUUUACCUGGGUAUUCUUCGUGAUCCUAUCAGAAAUCAUGAAGAGGACUAAUCCGGACUAUUCAACCACUGUUGUGGAGGAAAAACCUUUGGAGACUCUAGACUAUGGCACCCAACCCGUGUUAAAACUGAAACGGAGUCGACAGUCUCUUGAAGCUUCGAAAAGGCUCGCAUUUGAACUAUCUCAAUAUUCAACACAACAGGAAAUCCUUCAAACUCUUGUUGAUCUCGAAAAAGAGCUCCCUUUGGAGUCGUUAGAAGUGGCUGAGUUCGUCAUCAGGACUUUGUGGGAACGGUUUUACGAGACAAAAGACGCUGUAGUUCGAGUGAAAGUUGUUUCAUUGCUUGGAAGCGUGGCAAAAUUUCCUGGAGUCAAUAUUCACGCGAUUGCUGAGGACCUGAUCAAGCUUUUGAAUGCGGACCGAGAAAGCAGGAAUAUAGAAUCUCACAAAGUGUCUGCUCAGAUAUUUCAUACUCUUUUGCUACUUGGCAAACUUUGUAAUGACGAGGCAAAGAUUGUUCACCAAAUUGAGAAGAUUGCUACGCAGCACCUCAAAGAUCCCCACUCCUCAGUGCGUUGCCAGUGUCUUUGCUUGAUUGGUCACCUUACUCAGGGAUCAGAGAGUUCAUCAAUGAGUAUGGAGCCAGGUUCACAAGGAGGGGUGCAAAACUUGUUGGCAAGCUUCUCAGAGGACAGUGACCCAAGAGUACGGACAAGUGCUUUGCAAGCUCUGCUCACACUGCAUGCGAGAGGCCAGAAGCUAGACAUGACAGUUUAUGAUCAGGCAUCACUGGCAUUGGAUGAUGACUAUGAAGAUGUGCGACUGGCAGCCAUCAAGUUGGUUUGGGUGUUUAGUCAAGCAAACCCAGAGCGAGUUGUUAAAUUACCAACAUCAGAUGACGUCCGGCUUGUGGACGAUGCUUUUAUCAAGAUCUGCCACAUGGUCAAUGACUUGUCUAUGAACGUGCGCAGAGAGGCCACAGGGCUUCUAGGCUCACUCCAUCUUGUCAGUCCGAAGUUUCUGGAGCAGACAUUGGACAAGAAGCUUAUGUCUCAUCUGAAGAGGAGAAAAACAGAGCACGAGAAACGCCGAGAGAUUCACGCGUCAGGUGGCAACGACGGCGGAGGUUGGAGCACAGGACGAACCUGGGGUGACGGUACCCCUGAACCUGAAGUGGACCCUGAGGACGUCAGCCUGAUGAGUAGCGGUGCCUGCGGGGCGUUCGUCCACGGCUUAGAGGACGAGUUCCUAGAGGUGCGUUCUGCAGCAGUGGAUUCGCUCUGUGAAUUGGCCUAUCAGAAUUCUCCUUUCGCUGUUCUCUCGUUAGACUUCUUGGCUGACAUGAUGAACGACGAGAUUGAGAGCGUGCGGCUGAGUGCCAUUAACAGUCUGCGUAAAAUCAGCGAGCACAUUCAGCUGCGUGAAGAUCAGCUGGAGACACUGCUCGGGGUACUGGAGGAUUUCUCAGGGGACACUAGAGAGGCUGUUCGGGAGCUGUUAUGCCACUGUGUGUUCGCCACCAGAGCGUGUCUGCACGCCGCUAUUCACGCCUUAUUGGGCAACUUAUCAAAAUACCCUCAGGACAGAUCGUCUAUAUGGAGGUGUGCCAAGUUUCUGGGUGAAAAGCACCAACACCUGGCUUCUUCCCUUGUACCCGAGCUUCUGUCGACUCACCCAUUUUUUGCCACUCCUGAGCCGUCCAUUGAUGACCCGGCGUACGUCGCCAUUUUAAUUCUCGUGUUUAAUGCCACGGCCAAGAGUCCCACCAUGCUGGCCAUGUUCCCGGAUCACACCAAUCGACAUUACGCGUACUUACGGGACAGCCAACCCGACCUCGUCCCGCAUCUUGAUAUCGAGAAAGGCGUUAUAGAAUUGGAUCAUAAAAAGACUGAAGAAGAAGGGUCACAAAGUGCAAAGAGCUUUUUUGAAAGCAUCCAAAUGAGAGUUCAAUGUGUGAAGUCACGAAGCCCAUCAAACGCACAGCAAGCUCUAAAAACAGCUAUCCAAGACCUGCGGCAUGUCAAGAGCAUUGAUUCGCAUCUUUGCGCCAACGCAGAAUGUCUUUCGCUCUACCUUCAAUGCAAGCUGAUGAUUCUUCAGGCUCAAAACGACAAGAUAUGGACCAUUCCAGCGGCCCUUUGCACCCAUCAAGGCUCUGGUUUGAAAUCUCUUGUCGAGAAUAUCCUCUCGACCUCCUACCGAGUAGAACAUACCUUCACCGGCCUGAGCUCGCAGCAAACAUUUUUACUUCGACAGCUGAGGCUCAUUGCGCAUGCGUUACAGAUCCUCGUUUCGCAGAGAUACAGCCGCGCUAACGACAAAAACUUGAAUUCCAUGCUUCAAGUGUGGGAAUCGUUUUUGACCAGAAUAAAAACCUUUUCCCACUUCAUAAACACGGAGAACAUCAACACGGAUGCAUUCUGUGCCGAAGUGGUUUCGUUUCCCAGUUUCUUUGAGUCGAACAUUACUAAUCCUUCGGGUGUUGUAGAUUUCGUUCAGUCCAUCAUGCUUUCCCAUGAAGUUCCAUCAUUGGAGUUGACAGGCAGUCUGCGUCAGGCUUGCGCAGUCCUGAAUGAGCCUCGUGGAGGUUCGGAUAAUCCCCUGUGUUUCUCUGCUGGUCUUACGCUGGGUAUCAAUGUUGAAGCUGUAUUGGAGAACGUGGCAGAUGCGACCAAUGUCCGAGUGCAGGUUGUGUUUCCUGAUAUGAGGUGUCGGUGGUUUAUUCCCAAGCGAGAUGAUCUCCAUGUUAUUUCUCCACUGAAGCAGCGGCUUGUCACCACAGUUAUCUUGUCACAUUCUGGAUGGUCAGAACCAGGUUUAAUUGAGGUAUCCUUGGUGCUCAAGUACACCCCUGAUGUGGACGAGGGAGGUGUCCUUCAGCUUGCUUCACAUACAGCUAACACCACAGAUGAAGACUCACAGGGGAUAAAGCAAAUCAAAAGCUCUAAAGACAAUCUUGUCGACGGCGUUAUAAACCUGUGCUCACCAGUUCAAGUAUGCAUCAUGCCCAAGGUCACAAGAUAACGAUGUUUAUCUCAUGACGUGGAGGGAUAAUAGCCAAUCAGAAGCCUGGAAGACUUGUCUAGUCGGCGUUAUAUUACGAACCCUAUAAACGCUUUCUUUGCCACAUGUGUCACUUCCAUCAAAACGUCUGGCUAUUCCCAGCCGUAAUGAGCUGCGUCCUUCACAGCAUCCCGUUUUUCCGGUCAGAAUGUACUGCGUCCGCUGUAGCUUUCAGUUUAUUCCCGCCAUACACGUGCCUCGUUCCACAACUUCAAGCUCUUUCCCGCGGCUAUCUCCCGCCAUACUUGUGCCGCGCUCCACAACUUUAAGCCUUUUCCCGCCAUAAGUACAGCGCCUCCGUCUCAUCUCGUGGUUAUUUCCCGCCAUAGUCGUGCCGCGCUGUACAGUGCAGCUCGUUUAAGAACAAGUACUGAAGUCAGUCACUACACAAUGGCAGUUAAACAACUAAGAACUCUUUUAUCUGAUUUUGUACAUGUGAUCAAGAUUGAUAAAAUGCCGAAUAAAUCACUAUCCAGUGGAUAACGUAGUUUAUUUUUGCAACACUUAUCCAAUGGAUAGCGAUUAAUCUGGGGGAGAGCAUUGUCCACCCUUUUGAAGAAAUAGCCUUGAACACUAAAUGCUAUGGGCACUAACUGUUCUGAUACCUCAGUACUAAGUUAUUCGCACUUGUUUCAAACGUUGUCCACAUUAGAAGUACCAGUGUGUUCUGAGAACGAUAGGCAAACCAAAUGUAUAAAUUUCACACCUAAAUAAAUAAUCAGGCCAUACGAGCAAUGUGCCUCUAAAAAUGUUGUUUUCUGCUUGAGGACAAGGGCUGGUUUUUCAAGUAAAUACAGUUGAACAAUACAUUUUUCACACCAUGUCGUGAUAAGGCGAGG
Messenger RNA from Orbicella faveolata, 4598 nucleotides. RefSeq names its product integrator complex subunit 4-like. NCBI's taxonomy places the organism in Eukaryota, Metazoa, Cnidaria, Anthozoa, Scleractinia, Merulinidae. Gene Ontology annotation, biological process: snRNA processing. The record is from RefSeq and is a predicted model, not a curated record. Gene Ontology annotation, cellular component: integrator complex.